This is a messenger RNA of Xenopus laevis (African clawed frog), 2104 nucleotides long. RefSeq lists its product as uncharacterized. The coding region runs from base 829 to 1665 and encodes 278 amino acids. The transcript is spliced from 2 exons. The record is from RefSeq and is a predicted model, not a curated record. Lineage: Eukaryota; Metazoa; Chordata; Amphibia; Anura; Pipidae.
UUACAUUUGCAAUGAGAAAAGAAGAUUUUAUGUCUUUGUUAGCAACAGAGUUCAGCGAAUAAGAAGAUCCUCUCUCCCUGAACAAUGGCACUAUGUGUCAACAGAGAGCAAUCCAGCUGAUCUGGCCACAAGAUCUGUAUCAGCAGCACACCUGAAAGAUACUAUGUGGUUCACAGGUCCACCCUUCUUGAGUCAUUCUCACCACUUGAAACUAGAGACUGAAACCUUUACAUUAGUGUAUCCGGCUCAAGAUACAGAGAUUCGUCCACAAGUUACAACCUUGAGUACAACAUCCAAAGGUAAAGAACUAGGGUCUGAACGUUUUUGCAGGUUCUCUAGCUGGAAUACUUUGACGAGAGCAUUAGCACGCCUCAUUCAUGUAGCGCAUCUGUUCAAACAAAAAAGAGACAGCCAACUUGAUCAUUGUAAGGGCUGGCACCUUUGCAAAGAACUAAACUUGGUGCAUGACUUUAAGAAAGCUAGAACAGUCAUCAUACAGAAUGUUCAAAAAGAGACUUUUGCAAAAGAAAUACAGAGCAUUUUAGAAAAGGAAGGCAUGCCAAAUGAUAGUCCUCUCAGAGCAUUGGACCCUUUCAUAGAUGAAAAUGGACUACUGAGAGUAGGUGGUCGCUUGAGAAAUGCAGACCUAGGACCAGAAGAAAGGAAUCCAAUUAUUGUGCCUGGUCAUCACUACAUUGCUACCCUCAUUGUUCGUCACUAUCACAUCCAGUCGCAACACCAAGGGCGCCACAUUACAGAAGGAGCCGUCCGCUCAGCAGGAUACUGGAUAACAGGAGGAAAGAGAUGUGUGAGUAGUCUCAUCUUUAAAUGUGUCAUAUGCAAGAAGCUCAGAAAUACUUGCGAAACACAAAAAUGGACACUUCAAGCUUUAUAAAUUCUUUCAGAAGGUUUUUUGCUAUACGUGGUCAAGUCAAAACUAUCAGAUCUGAUCGUGGUACCAACUUCGUUGGAGCAUGCCGUGAACUUGGAAUCUCUUCCAACCUUAACUAUGAAGAGAUAGAAAGUUUCCUUUCCAAACAAGAGGUGUGUUGGAUCUUUAAUCCUCCUCAUGCCUCCCACAUGGGAGGUGUGUGGGAAAGAAUGAUAGGAGUUGCAAGAAGAAUAUUAGACUCCAUGCUUCUACAGUUACCUUCAAAACUCUCUCAUGAGGUUCUCAUUACUCUAAUGGCAGAAGUGACUGCAAUAGUGAACUCAAGGCCUCUGACCCCAGUCUCAUCAGAUCCUGAGGACCCACAAAUACUCACUCCAGCUACACUGUUGACUCAGAAGUUUGCAUCUCAUCCUGUACCUUCUGGGAACUUUGAUGGUAAAGAUCUCUAUAAAAGACAAUGGAGACAGGUUCAAAGCCUAGCCAAGGUCUUCUGGGACCGGUGGCGCAAACAGUAUCUAUCUACCCUGCAGGUAAGAAGGAAAUGGCAAUCAGAUAGACCUAACAUCAACGCAGGAGAUCUUGUCCUUCUAAAAGAUCAACAUACCAAGAGGAAUGAAUGGCCUAUGGGUCGUGUAACAAAGACUUUCCCUGAUAAAGAUGGCAAAGUUCGCAAAGUAGAAAUAAAGAUUGCCAGAGAUGGGAGUUCUACAUUAUUCUUCAGACCAGUGACAGAGCUCAUCCUUCUUCUUCAGUCUGAAGACCCUGCUCCCUGAUUGGACUAGAAUUAUUGUGGUGAUCUUACAGACACCAGGCGGGGAGUGUACUGUUAGGACAGUUAUAUGUCUUUUCAUUUGAUUACAGGUAUGAGCAGUCCUUCAGCUCCAUCUACUGGACACUUGUAGAUAUUUCCUGGUGUUAGUUAUUUGUUUAAUAAAGUUAGUUAUUGACCUCUGAUGUCAUAACUCCAGGUCACAGGAAGUAGGUGUUUCCAGCCUGUGCAGUUCAUCUCAUGUGCUUUCAGCUUUCUCCAUGCUAAACAGGCCCUAUGCAGCAUUGUUGUUUUACCCUUUCAUCUUUAAAUACCCAUUAAACAAGUUAACAACUUACACAGUGUGGUGCUUUGAAGAAGGGUUAUCUGCCUGUCAAUCUUACUUCAGACAGUGAGCAGGACAGAACAGUAGACAACAUCACGCAUAGCUGAUGCAAUACAGC